ACGUUAAUUAUAGCUCUUUUCUUUGUGUUUUACUUGAUACACUUUUAUAAUCAGCUGAAAAUAGGGCGAUCGUACAUAAAUCGUCCACGUCUGUUUAAAACAAUGGUUACUUCCUCGUCUUUAUCAUCUUCCGUGAGACCCUUACAUUAGAAUUCUAUACCGGAAGUGGAGAGUGUAAACAGACCACGCGCGCAGUCAUGACCCAUGACUGUCAGUGAUGAAGCAGUGUUUCCUUGCACCACAUGAAUGUUUGCCUCACUUCCACAGGGAUGCAUCACUAAAGCGGCCUUCGACGGGUUUCGGCGAUCUAACUGCAUUCAGAAAUCCAGCCGGAGUCAGAGCUCGUGAAUCUUCCGCGGAGAAGCGCGAUGCCGCGGCGCAAGAGAAAUGCGGGCAGUAGCUCUGAAGGUACAGAGGACUCCGACUUCUCCGCUGAGCACACGGACAGCUCAGAGAGUGACGUCCACACGGUGAGAAACACGCGGCUCACGCGCUCCUCACUGCGCCUCAGCCGCAACUCACAAGAUCGCAGUCCUGUGGGGAACCGGUCGGCCCUGGUUUCAGAGGAGGUGGUGAACUCUUCCAGUCGGCGCGUGACUCGUAGUCAGCAGCAGGGGGUGUCAGUCCUGCACAAGAAAUACCCCUUGAGGCAGAGUCGCUCUUCUGGCUCAGACACGGAGCAGCACGGGGAAACCUCAGAGAGGGACAUGAAACAAAGUGCAGACCAUGACGAGUCCCCACCCAGGACGCCCACCGGCAACGCUCCUUCCUCUGAGUCUGACAUCGACAUGUCCAGCCCAAACGUGUCUCAUGAUGAGAGUCUGGCAAAGGAGCUGUCUCUGAAAGAAUCCGGCCUUGCUCACCGGCCCAAACGACGACGCUUUCAUGAGAGCUACAACUUUAACAUGAAGUGCCCCACACCUGGUUGUAAUUCACUCGGACAUUUGACAGGGAAACAUGAAAGGCACUUUUCAAUAUCUGGAUGUCCACUGUACCAUAACCUUUCAGCAGAUGAGUGUAAGGUGAAGGCAAGCUCUCGAGACAAACACGUGGAGGAGAGGAUGCUGUCACAGCGGCAGGAUGAGAAUCGUCAUUCCGCUCGGCAACAGGCCCAAACAGAGCGACAGCUGCGGUAUAAAGAAAAGGUGACAGAGAUAAGGAGGAAGAGAAACUCUGUUCCCCUCAAAGAGCAAAAAGACAAGUAUCCAGUGAGUACACAGACCCAUUGCAGCAGUCGUGAGCCUCUGCUGGAGAACAUCACCAGUGACUAUGACCUGGAGCUGUUCAGAAAAGCCCAGGCAUGUGCCUCGGACGAUCUUGAAAAGCUCCGGCUGCAGGGACAGGUCACGGAGGGCAGCAACAUGAUAAAGACCAUAGUGUUCGGCCGCUACGAGCUGGACACCUGGUAUCACUCGCCGUACCCCGAAGAGUACGCCCGCCUCGGCCGUCUCUACAUGUGCGAGUUCUGCCUCAAAUACAUGAAGAGUCAGACCAUUCUGAGACGUCACAUGGCCAAAUGUGUGUGGAAACAUCCACCAGGUGAUGAGAUUUACAGAAAAGGGGCUAUAUCUGUUUUUGAAGUGGACGGCAAGAAGAACAAGAUUUAUUGCCAAAACGUCUGCCUGCUUGCCAAACUCUUCCUGGACCACAAAACUUUGUAUUACGAUGUGGAGCCGUUCCUGUUCUAUGUGAUGACUGAAGCUGACAAUACCGGCUGCCAUCUUGUAGGAUAUUUCUCCAAGGAAAAGAAUUCAUUCCUGAACUACAAUGUCUCCUGCAUCCUGACCAUGCCACAGUAUAUGAGGCAGGGUUAUGGCAAGAUGCUGAUUGAUUUCAGUUACUUGCUGUCCAAAGUAGAGGAGAAGGUUGGCUCCCCUGAACGGCCUCUCUCUGACCUGGGACUCAUCAGUUACAGGAGUUACUGGAAGGAAGUGCUCCUGCGCUACCUGAACAACUUCCAGGGCAAAGAGAUCUCCAUUAAAGAAAUCAGCCAAGAAACAGCUGUCAAUCCUGUAGACAUUGUCAGCACUUUACAGUCGCUCCAGAUGCUGAAGUACUGGAAAGGGAAGCACCUGAUCUUAAAAAGACAGGAUCUGAUAGAUGAUUGGAAAACCAAAGAGUCAGAACGUGGAGGCAGCAAGACUAUUGACCCUUCGGCCUUGAAGUGGAGCCCGCCCAAAGGAACCUAAGACAAUCAUCUGCAUGCUCUUCACUGUUUCUGUAGCUCAGCAGGUCUUGGUCACUACUAGAAUAGCUCAACACAUAGGAAAGUGUCUUCUUUGUUACAGUAAGACACAAGUAAAGCUGCAGUCCUUACUGUGUCCUGUAUGUGUCACAUGGUUCAGUUCAAACAUUUUGAGUUACCCUAACUGCUCUGUUCUAGUUUUUUAAACCUUGUUAACAUUUCAGCAAGCAUCGUAGAACAGCUGCGUUGGAGAUACUAUCACCUAACUCACUGUUUGACUCUUCAUUGGCAAUUGUUUUACUGUUGUUGUUUUUUUAGUCAUCUAUUGCAUCUCUUUAUUUUAUAGAAACGACUGUUUGACUGUUAAAUAUUUGUGUGGGGGAAAAACCAUUACAGUGUUUCUGUAACUAAUGGUUUUGUGAGCUAAAGAGCUUCUUCUUUUUUAAUUUCCUUUGAACUAGAUAUGUGUUCCCAGCCCUAUUUGACAUUUUAGCCAGAGUUAAAAGAGUAUUUUAUUAGCUCAAGUGAGACAAACCUGUAUUUUGGAACAGACACAUUGCAGUAAAUGUGCAACAUUAACCCUUCAUCAAGUGUUAUUUUUUUCUAAAGCCUACAACGUAAUCUAUUAAGUGGAAGCUUCACUUGGUUGAUAGCAUGUCUUGCAGUAACUGUGAUUUGUGAGCAGCCAGAAUAUCUUAAAUUAGCUGAUCGACCUGUGAACUCCACCUGCUGGAUUAACUCAGACUUCACUAUAAUGUGCCAGCAGCAUGUGUUGUGUUGCCCUUCGAGUUUCUCUCUCCUCUCAAAUAAACUCGUCACUGUAUAACACGA
Messenger RNA from Carassius carassius (crucian carp), 3016 nucleotides. Its product is annotated as histone acetyltransferase KAT7-like. Gene Ontology annotation, biological process: regulation of DNA-templated transcription. The transcript is spliced from 15 exons. NCBI's taxonomy places the organism in Eukaryota, Metazoa, Chordata, Actinopteri, Cypriniformes, Cyprinidae. Gene Ontology annotation, cellular component: nucleus. Bases 369 to 2189 code for a protein of 606 amino acids. Gene Ontology annotation, molecular function: histone acetyltransferase activity; zinc ion binding. The record is from RefSeq and is a predicted model, not a curated record.